Molecule: messenger RNA, 1780 nt
Organism: Anarrhichthys ocellatus (wolf-eel)
Lineage: Eukaryota; Metazoa; Chordata; Actinopteri; Perciformes; Anarhichadidae
Gene: csnk2a2a
Product: casein kinase 2, alpha prime polypeptide a
Exons: 13
Coding region: 562-1614 (350 amino acids)
Biological process (GO): regulation of chromosome separation; peptidyl-threonine phosphorylation; peptidyl-serine phosphorylation
Cellular component (GO): protein kinase CK2 complex; cytosol; nucleus
Molecular function (GO): ATP binding; protein serine/threonine kinase activity
Source: RefSeq, a predicted model, not a curated record
UCACAUCCGGGUGAUGUUCACCGCAGAAGAAGAAGAAGAGCAUCCCGGUGGUUCUGCUAACGAACCGCUGCUAUAGAUGUACCUCCACCACCCAUCCGAUGAGAUCAAUACAUCACCGAUACUGCUGAUAUAUUCACACAUCAUCCAUAACGUGCAAUCUGGAGGCGCUACGUCACUUUCACGGAGAGACCAAACGUAACCGCUAGCGAGUGUUGCUAAAGGAGCUAACGUUCAUGUCGCGCGGACUUCCUCCGAGCUCGCGGAUAUUUCUACGACGAGCUGGCGGCUCUUCAUCCCAUCCUGCCUAACAUCCUGCUCAGGGGCUUCACGCACUCGGUCAUCGUAGCUCUGUCAGUCUGCACCGCUGCCGCGUCCGACCGGCCUGACGCCUUUCACCUGAGGGCGAGAGCAGCCGAAGCCGAUGGUAAGCACCGCGCAGGCAUCUCCUUAGAGCCGCCACCGCCGCACAUCCUGGAGAGUCGCUGCGCCGCCUUCCAGUAUCGAGCCCAGAAGCGUUCAGAGGGAGGCGACGGUCGCCGACGCGGAGCCACAAAGCUAGCGAUGCCCGGAUCCACGCCGGCCAGCAGCAAGGCUCGGGUGUACACCGAUGUCAACACACAGAAGAACAGAGAGUACUGGGACUACGACGCACAUGUGCCCAACUGGAGCAAUCAAGACAACUACCAGUUGGUGCGUAAACUGGGUCGAGGGAAGUACAGUGAAGUGUUUGAGGCCAUAAAUGUCACCAACAAUGAGAAAGUGGUGGUGAAAAUCCUCAAGCCCGUCAAGAAGAAGAAGAUCAAACGGGAAAUCAAAAUUCUUGAAAACCUGCGCGGAGGAACCAACAUCAUCCGCCUGGUGGACACGGUCAAAGACCCGGUGUCCAGAACUCCAGCGCUUGUCUUUGAGUGCAUCAAUAACACAGAUUUUAAGGAGCUUUACCAGAAGCUGACAGACUACGAUAUCCGCUACUAUAUGUAUGAGCUGCUCAAGGCUCUGGACUACUGCCACAGUAUGGGCAUCAUGCACCGGGAUGUGAAGCCGCACAACGUGAUGAUCGACCACCAGAUGAGAAAGCUGCGUCUUAUAGAUUGGGGUUUGGCAGAAUUUUACCAUCCCGCUCAGGAAUACAACGUCAGGGUGGCCUCCCGCUAUUUCAAAGGCCCUGAGCUGCUAGUGGACUAUCAGAUGUAUGACUAUAGUUUGGACAUGUGGAGUCUAGGCUGCAUGUUGGCCAGCAUGAUCUUUCUGAAGGAACCGUUUUUUCACGGCCAGGACAACUACGACCAGCUGGUCCGCAUCGCUAAAGUUCUCGGCACCGACGAGCUCUUCGGUUACCUGCACAAAUACCACAUAGAACUGGACACUCGCUUCAAAGACCUGCUGGGACAGCAAACGAGGAAGCGCUGGGAGCAGUUCAUCCAGUCAGAGAACCAGCACCUGGUGAGUCCGGAGGCUCUGGACCUGCUGGACAAGCUGCUCCGCUACGACCACCAGCAGAGGCUGACGGCGGCCGAGGCCAUGCAGCACCCUUACUUCUAUCCUGUGGUGAAGGAACAGGCGAACGCCAACACAGACGGCACAAAGGCCAUAAGCGGCUCCAAUGCGACAUGAUAACCAGAGAGCAGGAAGAAUCUUUGUUACCUCAACUUGUGACCUUUUCGUGGCAGAAACUUCUGCCUCCACAUCUACAGCCAUACUGGAUGCAAGAUGUCAAUCUUGCAGAAUACACAAACACGCACGGAUUAAACUUUUCCCAACAAAGCCCGGGGGGGGGGGG